AUGGAUGAUAUCCGUAGCAAAUUGCCGACUCCUUUUCAGUUUUCACCCGUCGUCCUAGUCAAUCCAUCAAUUACAGAAAGCUUCUCCCCGGAAAAGGGAUCAUUUACGAUUGCUAAAGGAUUCAAAAUAUCAAUCAUGAAUCAUGACUUUAUUGAUCCUUAUGCUUCUUACCCUUACCCGAAUAAUUCUUUUUUGGGCAAAUAUAAAGUCGAUAAUUUAGUGGUUAUGAUAAGAAAGCUUUUGAAGAACAUUAUUUAG
This is a messenger RNA of Clunio marinus, 258 nucleotides long. Lineage: Eukaryota; Metazoa; Arthropoda; Insecta; Diptera; Chironomidae. The record is from the annotation of a GenBank genome assembly.